This is a messenger RNA of Microdochium trichocladiopsis, 580 nucleotides long. RefSeq lists its product as uncharacterized. Lineage: Eukaryota; Fungi; Ascomycota; Sordariomycetes; Xylariales; Microdochiaceae. The transcript has a single exon. The record is from RefSeq and is a predicted model, not a curated record. The coding region runs from base 28 to 519 and encodes 163 amino acids.
UCAAGUCAUUCAUAUAUCUCGUACGAAAUGCCAAAAGCAAAUACUUCCACGCUUUCAGCCGUGACACAUGCAAGCAGAUACAACACUGUACACGACUCUCAAUCACCACGAAUCCCUGCGACUCCUCCUCCGCCGAUCCGACCGCCCCGCGUCCAGGGGCGGCUCAGUCGGCAUGCUGUCAUAUCUCUUUCUCUCGAACCCGUCAUCAUACUGGUCCGCCAGGCGCCGGCCUUCCGAGUACAGGCUGCCGUUCGCGGUGGCGGUGGUGCUCGUAGCAUCGGUCGUGGUGCCACUGACCGCGCUGCUACCGGGGUACGAGCUGCGGCUGUCAUCCAAACCUCCGUUACCACGAGAUCUGCGCUCGCUUCGCGGGAUGCCGUCCACGUCUUCGACAAAGUACCGUUCCCUGCGAGACGUAGGGGGGUAGUUGUGAUAGUAGUAGUGGUCAUCGUCGUAACCUGUUCGCCCCCGUCCCCGGGAAGGACAAUAGGAGCCGUCACGCCGCUGUCCUCGAGAUGAGCGGGUCGAAUGGUGUCCAUCGCGGCUCUCAUCAUAAUCAUCAUCGUCAUAGUAGUAACCC